AUGGCCCCAGCCUUCACUCACGUCCUCCCGGGUCUACCCGGUGAAUUCACAAACGGGCCCGUGUACUCGACUACCAACACACCUGCUGCGCCUACGGGAUCCGCGGUACCGUGUUCGGGUGCUGGUUCUGGUGCUGGUGGGUCGUAUGGGGGUUCCUACGGGGGCUCCUAUGGUGCAGGUGUGUAUGGAGUUAAAGGAGGUUCGUAUGGCAACCCGGGUGCCGAUUCGCCGUGUACCUUGCGGACGGUUGUUAGGCCUUCUGCCAGCAGUGGGCCCUCGUAUUAA
This is a messenger RNA of Bipolaris victoriae FI3, 285 nucleotides long. RefSeq lists its product as hypothetical. NCBI's taxonomy places the organism in Eukaryota, Fungi, Ascomycota, Dothideomycetes, Pleosporales, Pleosporaceae. Bases 1 to 285 code for a protein of 94 amino acids. The record is from RefSeq and is a predicted model, not a curated record. The transcript has a single exon.